Molecule: messenger RNA, 2145 nt
Organism: Penicillium psychrosexuale
Lineage: Eukaryota; Fungi; Ascomycota; Eurotiomycetes; Eurotiales; Aspergillaceae
Product: MFS transporter
Exons: 9
Coding region: 1-2145 (714 amino acids)
Biological process (GO): transmembrane transport
Molecular function (GO): transmembrane transporter activity
Source: RefSeq, a predicted model, not a curated record
AUGGACCAAUUAAACUUUUUGAUCAACGAGCCAUCUUAUCGCUGUCAAUUACCCUGGGCGCCAACAUAUCCAGCUCUCACAAUCGCUUUCGUCACAACAUUCCCUCUUCGCAUCGCCAGAUGGCGUCCGAAUCUGAUCAAUCAAACUCUUCUACUUGAAAGAGCAGAAAAGAUCUGCGAUUUCCUCAAGCAACCACCAUAUCCCGAUAUCCACCGGACUGUUUCCAUCUUCGUCAACUACGCACGCGCCUUGAUUGCCAGUCAAUGUCCGCAGAACAAUAAUAGUACAGAUGUACCAAUCAUGUCCGGUCAAAGUGAGGGCCCGCCAUUCCAGGGAGCUGAUAACCCCAUGAUCAACGGCCCGCCUCCAUCAGGGGUGGGUCCCCUCGAGGAUCUCCGCUACAGAACCGGCCCGACCAUUCAGGCCGAUAAAGUUUCAAAUAUGGUCUCAAUGCCAAGUAGUGACCCAUCUGCAGCUAGAGCGCCGGUAUCUCGGAUAUCCGGCACCAUGGAAGCACCGAACUGGACUGUAUCAAACUCUAUUGCAGAUUCUUUUGAAACGAAACAAUCUCUAAGGGCUCAGAUAGCCGCCAUCCUUUCUUCAGACAAUGAUGACGGUGUUGACGAGAGGUCUCUUGCCUCAACGGAGAAAAAUCCAAAGUCAACUGGUGAUUACCGAAUAGUUGAACUGUCCCAAGAUGAAUUGCUUGUCGAGUUCCAGGAGAACUCACCAAGAAACCCACCAAAUUGGGCCUUUAGCAAAAAGUUCUACAAUGCGAUUGUAGGGAUAUUUAUAGUCCUCAAUAGCGGCAUAUCAUCCGCACUUCCUAGCAAUGCAGUCCCCGCUAUCAUGCAGGACUUCCACGAGUCCGGAGACCAGCAAAAAGUCUUACCAACUGCCGUCUUUCUCAUUGGCUACGUGGUUGGGCCUCUGCUAUUCAGUCCAUUGAGUGAAACUAUUGGACGGAAACCCGUUCUCCUCUGGUCUUUCACUGUUUUUGUCCUCGCUACGCUUGGAUGUGCUCUAGCGCCAAAUUGGUCCUCUUUUCUUGUCUUUCGGACUAUUUGUGGUCUGGCAGGGGCUGCUCCACAGACAGUUGUUGGUGGUAUUUAUGCGGACUUGUUUUUUGAUCUGCGAACCCGUGGUCGCGCGAUGGCGAUGUAUAUGUCGGCUUGCAGUUUUGGUCCCAUUUUGGGCCCGAUCAUCUCUGGAUGCUCAGUCAAAUAUGGUUGGAGAUGGCCUUUUAGGAUUGACCUGAUUCUGUCGGGUAUUACCUGGUUGGCUCUGCUCCUCACGUCUGAAACUUUUGGCCCAGCAAUCUUGAACCGACAAUCAGCCAAAUUGAGAAAACAUUCGGGAUCCAAUCGAUACUUUUCGCGUCAAGAGCUCAAUCUGGACUCGAGAUUCACUCCGAUGGAAAUCAUCACUCGUCCCAUCACGAUGCUCUUUUUUGAGCCUAUCAUCACCUCAACAUCCAUCUAUAUCGCCCUCGCAUAUAGCCUGGUCUUCUUUUACUUCCAGGCCUAUCCCAUCAUCUUUGAAGGUGUCUAUGAUUUCACCGUCGAGCAAACUUCCCUCACAUAUAUCCCAAUUGGCAUCGGCGCCGCAUCCUCCGGCUUCGUCGCCCUCUACUACGACAUGAUCUACGAAAAAGCCAAAAAGCUCAACAAAGCCUGGACCUCCAGCGAAGAGUACCACCGACUCCCCAUGUCCUGUAUCGCCGGGCCCUGUCUAACAAUCAGCAUGUUCUGGCUCGCCUGGACAGCAAAGCCCACCAUGCAUUGGGUAGCACCCGUGAUGUCCGGGUUCGUCUUCGGAUUCGGAUUCCAGACGAUCUUCAUUUCGCUUCUUACCUACGUGACCGACGCAUACAAGAUCUACUCUGCCAGCGCACUGGCCGCUUCCGUUAUUGUACGGAGCAUUGCUGGAGCGCUUUUCCCGCUGGCCGCCCAGCCGCUCUAUAAAUCUUUCGGGGUUUCAUGGGCUACUUCCCUCCUUGGCUUUAUUAGUCUUGCUUGCAUUCCGAUUCCUUUUGCUUUGAUGCGAUUGGGUCCUUGGAUUCGUGAGAGAAGUCCCUUCUGUCAGAGGCUAAUCUUGGAGGAGAAACUCAAGGCCAGUGGGUCAAAUACACCCGUGCAAGUAUAG